Messenger RNA from Mycena citricolor, 440 nucleotides. Lineage: Eukaryota; Fungi; Basidiomycota; Agaricomycetes; Agaricales; Mycenaceae. The record is from the annotation of a GenBank genome assembly.
CAAGUUCUCUCCUUAAGAGUCCCUGCGAUCAGCGUUCUUGACCGUGAAUCGGCUGGGCUGGCUUCGGUCGACAUAAUCGUUGUCUCUUCCAUUGUGUUGCUGCCCGUGGUUUUGGCGCGAGAGCAGGGCUCGGCGACACCGACGAAGGAGCAGCCGCCGCUUUUGAUCGCCAGCACAUCAUGCCGGCAAAGCUCCCGAUGGAUGAGGGUCUGGCACACAUGUCCUCGCUGACACCCAAUGCCAAAUGUGAUCGCCAUCGACACCAUAGUCGAGAUCCCUCGUGUUCGUCCGGCGCAGAACGAGAUACGCCUCCAGAUGGUGUCGAGUGGCCUGCAUACGAGUGGUCAACGCACUUGAGCGCUGCGGUUGACAACGGUCUGGUUCCAGCUCGAGAAGAAACGAUCAGCCUUCAGCAACCUUGCUGCGAGCACAGCCUGAAG